Molecule: messenger RNA, 3534 nt
Organism: Zootermopsis nevadensis
Lineage: Eukaryota; Metazoa; Arthropoda; Insecta; Blattodea; Termopsidae
Source: RefSeq, a predicted model, not a curated record
GAGGAAUCGAUAGAUGGCUCUGGUGGCAGGGUAAAGAAUGGUCUUGAGUGUCGGCGAGCAGUCAAGUUUGAGGCCUUCUCGAGGUAGACGUGUUCUCCCAUCAGGCAGGUGACUUGGAAACUGACAAUUGAAAGCGUCACAUUGCAGGGUGAGUCCAGAGUUCGAAUCCCUUAGUGCAAAGAAUUUGUAGCAUCAUAAAGGUGACAAGUUGAGACUUCAUAAACGCAAGGAUACAUGAUGCUGUGCAAGGAAACAGCUGAUGGCACCAUCAUACAAGCUCAUCUACUUCAAUGCCCGUGGGAAAGCAGAGCACAUUCGGUUCAUUUUUGCAUAUGCAGGAGUGAAUUAUGAAGAUGAACGUAUCAGUCAAGAAAAAUGGCCUGAACUGAAACGGAAAAUGCCGUUUGGGAUGUUACCGGUUCUGGAGAUAGACGGAAAGCCCGUAGGACAGUCCAACGCAAUCGCCCGUUACCUGGCAAAGCAGUGUGGGCUGGCCGGUCGUGAUGAGUGGGAAAGCCUGCAGUGUGACAUGCUAGUUGAUACACUUACUGACCUUAAACAAGAACUGUUCCAGUACAGGAUGGAACCAGACCAGUUCAAGAAGGAAGAACGGAAGAUAGUUCUCAUGAAGGAGAAGAUCCCAUUUUACCUCAACAAAUUUGAGAAGGUGGUAACAGAGAACAGGGGGUAUUCGGUCGGAGGAGCACUGACGUGGACAGAUUUCGUGUUUGCUGUAUCACUGGAGAACUUUGAACUAAUAUUUGGAAAGGAAUCUUUAGACCGGUACCCAUCUUUAAGAGCUUUAAAAGAAAAGGUGUUCAAUUUGCCAAGCAUACAAGGCUGGCUACAGAAGAGACCAGCAACAGAUUUCUGAAGAUCUGGCCUUGUCAAGUAUCCUGCAGCAUACUGCAAUUUGGUAUAUCUCAAAUCAUGAGCAUACUGAUUCAUUACACAUGUUUGUGUUGCACUGUCACAAGAAGGAAUGCUGUUCAAAUUUUAAACAUCAUGUUAGUUGUGAGGAAUCCGGUGCAGCAUGGAACCUCACUUCAGACACAGAAAUUUCACUAACUCAAAUUUGUAACUGAAUUGACAAAACUUAAAGCUCACCUUACAAUUACAAACAAAUAUAAUACUGAAGCUCAUACUGUUAAUCAAUGUCUACAACUCUAUAAAACAUACUUUCCAUACACUAAUGAUCUGUAGUCACUCUUCAGUGAAGUAGUGCUUUCAACUAUUGAAAGUGUUAAAAGUGGAGACUUCUGAAAUUUGGAAAUGAUCCCUGAAAUCCCAAAUCAAAGCUUGAUACCAUCUGCCCACUCAAAUAUCUCUCUCCUAUUUUUUUCUUUCUUAUUACCAAAUACAGGGAUUCCAGAACACAAGUCUCAAAAAUAAUACCAAAUUGAAAUAAUUCAUCAGUCUAUAGACCAUGAGAUAGUUUGCCUUUAUCAACUCGACUGAUUGCACUGUAAUGACAAGAAAUAUUAUUUACUUACCAACUCUUUCUAGACAGCAUCUGAAUAUAAAACCUGAAAAGAGAACAAAUAAUUUCUCUGAAACAUUGAAAUAUUACGAGUGCAGUCAUUGGAUAUUUGAAGCUCAUAUUCCUCAGAUGCAGAUUUUGUUUACUGCCAUUUAUUGGCAGUCAUGAUGAAGAUUAAGAAAUCAUAAUAUUGAAAUAUGAAACAUAAUUUAAAAAUGGGAAAGUUUCUUAAUAACAUAAAGUUAUGGCUGAAGUACUGAACAUGUUACUGUAAAGAAAACUUGAAAAUUUUUGAUAUUAUGGUAAUAUUAAGAAUGACACUGGUUACUCAAGUUAUAAGAAAUGAAGUGUAAUAACAAUGUCUAUACACAUCUUAACAAAUUUAUAAUAUUAGAUUACAUAUCAAGAUACCGUAACAUAUUUGGUCUGCUAGUUCCUGAUUGUGAUCAGUUAUUUUGUACUUAAAAUAUUAGUGCUCCAUUUAACUCUAGCUCUGUAGCAAUAAACAUCUCACAACCUACUUUUCAGUUUUAAAAAUUAUUAAAAUAUGCCUAGUCAAAAUUCGUACAAUAAUUCAGAAUAGAAAAAGGCUAUAUAUAUAGUUUUAUACUUAAUAUUAUAAUUAUUUUAAAUUAUUACUAAGAAAGACUUAUAUAAUUUCAUUUGAGAAAGUAUUUGACAUUCCACCUUUCAAAACAUUAAUUAAUACCAAUUUAUACACUGGAAUGUAUAUCUACUUAUAUAUUUGAUAUAAUUUUACUGAAUUACCUACAUAAAAAUAUUAGAAGUUUUGUGGAUCCAUGUCCCAAACAAUCCAAUCUUUAAUUCUGGAAACAACAAACACUUGAUUUUCAUUAAACAGUUUUAAUACUGUAGAAAACCACUGUCCUUAACCUAAUGUUCAAAGCUGCUACAGCAUGGACCAGGCCCUUCCUUUUCCCUGAAGCUCUGGUCCACUCUAACAUGAUGAUGGCAGUUCUUUAAACUGGACCCAUACUGUCUGAGACUAUAUGUAAUAUAAACAGUUUUAGAAUUAAGUCGGUUUUGAGGUUUUCACAGCAAUGAGUCUGAAGAUAGCUGUCUUCUGGGUUGUUGUCCCAUGUAGUCUGGUAGAAGUUUACUGACGUUUCAGAGGUCCUUGCUCCCUCCAUAGGGCAAUCAUCACCCAGAAGACAGCCAUCUUCAGUUUUGGAAUUAUUGAACCUGGAGGGUGGCUGAUAACAAUCAAAAGAAUGUGAGGAAAGAGAAUAAUGGUAUGAAUAUAAGAAAUAGUUCAAUUUACUUUUGUGAAAAGUCAGAAAUAAUUUCAUUUGCCAACAUGUAGCAGAUGUGUCCUUUUACCAAGCCAACGAACAAAAGUUAUGGCCACAAAAUUAGUACAACUGUUUCAUAUUUUGGUGAUGUACUCCCUGCUCUGUGCAUGAACCACUGCCUAAAUGUUAUCAGUUACAUAUACUUUUCUGUGUGAUCACACAGAAGCAAUCCUUCAAAGUGACUUUCCCACAGCACAGUAUUUUCAAUUGUAAUAUACAAAGGGGAAAGGUAGUGUGUCAUUUUCAGGAACCAAAUCUGCACAUAACAGGUGAACUGCUUGUAGCAUGAUCUAUUUCAUUGAUGGUGAAAGAAUAUUCUAAUAAUUAAGAAAGGAUAGCGUAUAUUUAUGUGUGUACAGUACAAGUUUAAAUGUUGAUCACAUGUUAUAGAAUGUGGUAUAAACACAAUUAAAUUACUUAGAUUAUAUAAAACUAAACUGGCUGUUGUAAAUGGCUGAAUUCAACUAAUGGAUUGUUCAUAACAUAGUACUGCAGAGAAUCAUAUUUUCUGCAUAGAUUUAAAAUAAUACAUUAAGGAUAUAGUACUUAUUAAAAUAUUUUUCCAUUGUGGGUUGAAUAAAUAAAUUAUAUAAUUUUCAUAGAAAUUGUAAGCUAAUAUUUUGUGUUAGAUAUUUUUAUGUGAAAUAACUCAUGUAGUCUGUAUUUUGCCAGAAGUUAGGGAACAAAUAUAUUAAUGUGCAACACUGUAUAGCUGAAUAAAAAGUCUUUUGUUUUCUAAGA